GCACUCGUUACCAAGCAGCACUUUUUAUGUGUUGUGUCUGUAAUCAACCCUUGUGCCAUUGUCUGCUACUUUCUCUGCGGCUACCACUGUGUUCCUGACAUACAAACAAACAGUACAACAACCUCAAACUCUGUGGAUAUAAACUUAGACUGGUCAGGGGUUUCACGGUAAGCAGAUACCUUAUUCGUCCCAUCAACAAAUCAAAAUGGCUCCAAACAGUUUGUUGCAUCCAGUGUCCUCAGUCAGCUUUGAAGAAAAAAUCCAAUUCUCUGCAAGUCAGCGUCUCUCUUUUGCAAGAAGCAAAUGGUUCACACUCCCCGAGAGUGAGAGCCACAGCGACGUGCGGAGCAUCAAGCCACCAGAUUUCUCUCUAAAACUGUACAGAUCUCUGUCAGUGCCUCAGAAGAAAGAAAGAAAGACGCAUUCAAAUCUACCUCAACCAAGUGAAACAAAGAGGAGAACUGGAAUAUUUCUACCAAAUGUUUUACAUGAGAGUUACCAGAGGGAAGAGUCUCCAAAGUUCAUCACAUCAUACAGGCCUCCUGAUGUUCUGGAAUCUGAGCUGAUGUUUGUCAAGGCUGGGAAGUACCUUUCUGGGCCUUACAAGAAUCCCAAACCACAUAACUUCAGACCACUCAAUGAAGACCUUCCAGACAUAGUUACUACAUAUGAGAGAGAUCCUGGUAACCUGAAUUUGAAAUUAAAACACUUGGACAUCGUCCGGACCACUAGAUCCGAGUCCGACUUAAGUUCAAAGGACACCAAGACAUCGAUGGACACGUAUAAACCUGCAGAGCCAAAGUGGGAUGCAAGGCUCAUACUCCCUCAGCUGCUCUGGCCUCCAAAAUCAGCUUCCUAUACUGUCAGUAGUGUGUUGGCGUCAUAUCUACAUAAAGAACCACUGCUAUAUUCAAUUUUGUCAGUCACAUGGGGUGCUAAAUACAUUUCCUCAAGUACUCCAUUGUGUGCAACUUUGUACUUCUAUACUCACUAUUGUAGUUUUUACUUCCCUGCAUUUUUCCUCUGCAAGUUUGUAAACUAAGAAAACAAAAAAUCUACAUUUGGCCAAAUAAUGACUUCAACCAACACACCAUGUGGUUUCUGGUGCUUUAUGUGACUAGGAAAAGUGGGAAAACAUCUUGUUUGAUUUACAUCGCUUGACUGAAGCUACCGGUUGUAUUUUACAUUAUGUCUUACUCUAUAUGAUUUACAAUAGUUUUGGGCAGUUUGGAGUUACACCUGUUUUAAUACUGACAUUGACUGCUGCUUUACAGAGACACCGACGAAGAAGAGGAGCGUACAGCGCAUUCUUGGAACGCGUGGAGGAGAAACUCUCAAGAUCGUGGAAAAACAGAUCAUAACUUUCUCUUUUUAAAAAACAUUUUUUACAUGCACAUGUUUGGGUUUCUUUAAACGGUGCAUAAGCAUAACAUUUUAACAAACAGUCUAUACAAUAGGGAU
Molecule: messenger RNA, 1461 nt
Organism: Sander lucioperca (pikeperch)
Lineage: Eukaryota; Metazoa; Chordata; Actinopteri; Perciformes; Percidae
Exons: 3
Coding region: 206-1042 (278 amino acids)
Source: RefSeq, a predicted model, not a curated record